AUGACAGCACCGUUGUCUUUGUCAUCGGUGUUGGCGCCUCGUCAAAUGCCGUCUGCGAUCCAGGAGCCACUUGUGCCGUCCAUCAAUUUCGCUAUGGUAUGCCCCGGCGUUUACCGCUCCGGAUACCCGACAAGGAAGAAUUUCCGUUUUCUUCGUGCACUUCGGCUUCGUACAAUUCUUUACCUCUGCCCAGAGGAAUAUGCAGAGAGCAACGUCAAGUUUUGUGAGGAAAAUGACAUCCGUAUCCUUCGCUUUGCUACGGAGGGAAACAAGGAGCCAUUUAUGGACAUAUCGGAACCGCUGAUGCACCGCAUUCUUAGUGCUCUCGUUGAUACCCGUACGCACCCCAUCCUUAUUCACUGUAAUAAAGGGAAACACCGAACGGGGGCCGUAGUGGCCUGCUUGCGAUUGUUGCAGGGGUGGUCGCUUGUGUCGAUUUUCCAGGAGUAUCGCUGCUUUGCAGGAGACAAGGCGCGUAUGGGGGAUCAACAGUAUGUGGAGCUUUAUCAUCCUAUAGUGCUUGUGGCACCAGCAUACGUGGCGGAGUGGAUGUGCAUCACACGAAGAGUCACUGUUGUCCAAACUGAGCAAGAGUUGCUGGAGGCGGAAUCCCAGCAGCUCGGUUGGAGUCUAGUAGCCCCGCCGCCACUGCCGCCGUCACCGCCAUCGCCACAAGAACGAGAGAAGCGGCAGCAGAAACCAAAGCAACAAGAAGAAGUACAGAAGCAACAAUCGCAACGACCACCGCUAUUGCCUUCCGCGGCAAAAGGGACGGCACAAAGCUCCCAUAGGGAGGGUUCAGGGAAAAACGCCAAAAACGACGCCGCCAAACUGCCCGUAAAAUCCUCUGCGGCUACUGCGACCGUGAGUUCCUCCACAUCGAUGAUAUCCAUUCCAGCACCCCGUCGUGCUGGUGGGCAGGGAGAAAGUGGCAUUGACUCAGGGAAGACAAAGGAGACCAACUCGAUCCCGCGGAAGGAAAAUGGGGAUAGAAGAGUCAAAAAUGACGCUAAUCUUCAGUAG
This is a messenger RNA of Trypanosoma cruzi, 1023 nucleotides long. RefSeq lists its product as uncharacterized. The coding region runs from base 1 to 1023 and encodes 340 amino acids. The transcript has a single exon. Gene Ontology annotation, biological process: protein dephosphorylation. NCBI's taxonomy places the organism in Eukaryota, Euglenozoa, Kinetoplastea, Trypanosomatida, Trypanosomatidae. The record is from RefSeq and is a predicted model, not a curated record. Gene Ontology annotation, molecular function: phosphatase activity. Gene Ontology annotation, cellular component: cytoplasm.